GUAACGGCCCGUCGGGGAUCUGGCUCUCGUACCUGCUGUCGGGCUACACGCCGUAACUGUCGCCCGAGGCGUCGCACCCCAACCCGCUGCUGCACAGCAAGCUGGGGGAGCAGCCUCACCUGUCGCUGCUGGAGCAGGAUCUGGAGUACCUGUGCGAGGGGCUGGAGGGCCGCUCGUCCAAUCCCAUGGCCGUGCUCUUCGACUCGCUGCUGCUCCCCGACAGCGACUUCGGAUUGGACCACACGUCGCCGCUGGAGUGGCGCUACGAGCCGGAGCGGGCCGUCCCGCACCUGGUGCUGGGGAAGGGUCCGCCUGGGGGGGCCUGGCAUGCUAUGGAGGGCUCCAUGCUGACUCUGAGUCUGGCUAACUGGAUGGAGCUUCCGGGACUCAAACUGAAGGACUGGAUGAGAGAGAAGCGCAGAAACGUUCGAAAUGACCGCGCCACCCCAGCGGAGAUCGCCUCCUACUACCAACACUACGUCUCCCAGAUGUCCCUCGAGCAGAACUUUGCCUGCGGAACCGCCGUGACCUCUGUAACCAGACAGCCCGGCGGCCUGGAGGGGUCGCCGCCCUGCUGGAGAGUGACGGGGCUGCAGCGCAGAGAGAGGGAGGAGCUUGGAGAUGGCUGCGCCGUGUCGGAGGAGGUUCCCUUUUCCUUCUACGCCCACAACGUCGUCUUGGCGACGGGGACCCACGACAUCCCGGCCCGGCUCGGCGUGGAGGGCGAGUCGCUGCCUUACGUCUGCCACUCUUUCUGGGAGCUGGAGGCGGCCAUCUCCCGCGGCGAGCUCGACCAAUCGUCGGACCCGGUGCUGGUGGUGGGGGCGGGGCUCACGGCUGCCGACGCGGUGCUCGCCGCCCACCACCUCAACACGCCGGUGUACCACGCCUUCAGGCGCUCGGUCAGCGACCCCGGCCUCAUCUUCAACCAGCUGCCCAAGCUGCUCUACCCAGAGUACCACAAGGUUCACCAGAUGAUGACUCAGCAGCAGUACCAGCCGGACCCACCGCCACAAGAACACGCCCACUCCAGCCCCUCCUCUCUCCCUUCCCCCUCCCCCUCCACCUCCUCGUGCCCCUCCUCCUACCCGGGCUACCUGAGCUUCCCGCGCUACAGAGUUGCGGCAUUCCGGCCUGACCGCAAGUGCGUCCUGGAGUCGGACCUAGGCCAGCGCACCGUGGUCCAGAUCUCCAAGGCGCUGGUUCUGAUCGGCGCCCACCCGAACCUCUCCUUCCUGGCCGACAACGGCCGCUCGCUCGGCGUCAACCCCGAGGAGCCCAUCACGUGCCGGAGGAACCCGGUGGAGGUGCACCCCUUCACCAACAGGGUGGUGGCGGCGGACGGGCCGGGCCUGUACGCCAUGGGGCCGCUGGUCGGCGAGAACUUUGUUCGCUUCCUGAAAGGGGGGGCGCUGGCCAUCGCGAGCGACCUCGCCAAGACGCAGAGGGAGAGGGGCGGGCAGGGUGGGGUUCUGACCGCGGACAGAUGGGCGGCUGCGCGGACCGGGGCGGAGGUCCGCGUUCCCGGUUCGUAGCAGGAAGCAACGGUCUCAAGAACAAACUCAAAACGUCCUGAAAGACGCCGCCCGGGAAAUGCUGACGGAUCCUCGCCGUCAAAGGGUGAAGCCUGAAAAGGUUUCACAAUAACUGCGUUUAAAUAGUCCAAACUCUGCACAGUAUCUGCAUCCAUCUCCCUCGCAUUACGCCCAUGAGGCUGAUUCCUUUAACGUGGUCAUGAAGGACUGAAGCGCUUCUUCUUCAGUGCCAUCUGCUGGUCAUCACGACCUCCAUCUCAUCCGGUGCUUCCAGCCUCCUGUACAUGCAUGUUGUGUUUUUAUCAAAGACUGCUCGGCAUCUCCAGAACUCUACAACCCAACACACGCGGUUCUAACCUGUAAAAAUGUACAUUAAAGAAACAAACAUCCGCCUCGGUCACCACGGUAACAAGCUGGUCAACCAAUCGGCAUCAAACGCCACCAACAGCCUUUUUCUUGAUUGAUAUUCAUUCAUCAUCAGCAUUGUACACUAUUAAUGUUUUAUUUAUAUUCUCAGCGUGUUUCUAUGGUUACGUCAGACACAAACUUCUGCAUGUUGUAUAUUAUGGGUUUUCUAUAUGUGUGUGUAUAUAUCUAUUUACAUAUAGAUAUAUAGAUAUAUAUAUAUAAUGUUAGGAUCUUUGUUGUUAUGGUGCUUUAUUUUUCUGUCUUUAAGCCAAUGUACCUAAAGGAAAUAUAAUAAUAUAUAUAUAUAAAUGUAUUUUCUGUAAUUCCUCCAACGUCAUCACAAAUUUGGUUUUUAAACAUUGUUGUUUCCACUUGAAUCUUCCACAUAUGUAACUUUUCUAUAACCAUAACAGGGGAACUUUGCUUCUGUGCUUUUGGUUUCUAUGAAAUCUAUGAAGAAUGCCUUUUCUCAGUAUAGUUUAAAUUCUUUUUCUGUUACUGUUGUGAUGUACUUUUUUAUUUUAAGUGUUUUCGCCACAACCUGACGAUGCGUUCAGGAACCAAAUUUGGCCUAAAAAUUAGGCCAAAAUAAAUGACCAAGUGUAAAUCGUGCCGUUCCUCUUAGAGGGUAAACACACUGUUGCUUUACGGGAAGAAACAAUAAUUUCCUUCUUUCUUGUGCUUUAUAUUUAUAUCUCGCUUUAAAAUGGAUUCCUUUGUUUGUUUUUCUUUAAGUCUAAAGAUAGUUUAUGAAUUUGAAGUCUAACGCUGAAACCUUCAACCAGACCCGUCACGUUGCUUCACCCCCCAAAUAUUUGAUUAUAUCUGAUAAAUCUUAAAAAGGUCAUAAAUAAACUGCAGACUCAAGUGAGAGAUUUUCAAAAUAAGACUCUUACUUUUUAAUUAACAAAAAUGAAAUGAUAAGAAAUGCUGAAAUACUACUUACUGUAUCACAACUACGCUUGCUGAUGGUUAAAGAUUUGGUAUUUGCUGCUUUUAAGUCCAACAACAGGAAGUGGUGCAGGGACUAUUUUCAGUGGCGGAUUAAUCCACAUUGGGUUUCAUAGGAUAUCUGUCUUUUCUUAGUAACAAAGGAACAUUGAUAUGAUGGAAAUGUGGAAAGGAAAACCACUUGUUUUUGUUCAUGGGUUUUAUUGCUCCUAAGAAAAAUAUAGAAAAUCAAAAUUUAAUGCGUUUUUCAUUUUUUUGUUGCUUCAGUCUUCUAUUUUAAACUCAGUCUAGAUCUACGUUGAGCUUCUCCCGGUCACAAGAUAUUCAGCUUUAAGGCUCCACUUCAAAAAUACAUAAUUCUUUGUUAAAUAUGUUUAAGUUUGCUUUCGAUAGAGAAUAAAUGAAAUUGAGUGUUUUGCAGGACCUCAAACAGCAGGGCGCUAACGAUGCUCAUGCGCGUGAUGAGGAUUUUGGGGGCGUGGCCUAAAAGGACACAUUUUGGAUCUUCUGCUUUAAUCAGAAAAGAGUCGACGUGAUGGUCCGUUUUUUUAGGGGGCUUGAAUCACUUUUUUAAACGUAGCUUUCACUUGCUAUAUUCUCAAGAUUAACGACCGCAGCUUAUGACAUUUCAAAUAUACUCACGUUUAUUUAAAAAAGAACACUGCAUCUUUCGCCCUGUUAAAAAUAUCAGAUUAUGAAUUUAAAGUAUACUGCGGACUGAGAUGAUUUAUUACUUUGCCCAUGAUUUUCUCGAUAAGUCUCCAGAGUCGUUUUGUCACACAUUAUUCAUUCAUUAUUCACAUUUAUUCAUAAAUGUUUUAUGAAACGUUUCCAUCUGUAUCCACACAUUUCUCUCGGUUUCUAUUAAAAAGGCAUUUUUUUCUCACCAA
Gasterosteus aculeatus aculeatus (three-spined stickleback) is the source of this 3784-nucleotide messenger RNA. The record is from RefSeq and is a predicted model, not a curated record. NCBI's taxonomy places the organism in Eukaryota, Metazoa, Chordata, Actinopteri, Perciformes, Gasterosteidae.